AUGAAAAAUAAUUACGCUCCAGUUUCAGAUUCCGAUGACUCUUCCAAAUUGCUCAAUGAUAAAAAGUUAGACAUUCGUUCUUUAGAUGGUACUGGUACAUCUCCUCCGUACUCGGGCCUUGCAAUUAUUGUACUAUUUUUACAUGUUGUUUUUUUAUCCAUAACACAGGUUUACGAGAUUCGUCGGUAUUCAAAAGUAUUCUAUUUCAUUGCUGGCGGUUCUAUUGAAUCCACUUUGAUUUUCUUAUUCAUGAAUGCAGGUGUGCUUGAGCGGCUCCGAUUAUUUUGUUUUUAUACGGUAUGCGGAAUGGGAUGUUUUAUAAUUCUGUAUGGAAGCCACAAAAUUUUUUUUGGAGCCGCCAUGAAGUUUGUAGGAAAUGCUUCGGGUGAUACUUCUGAACCUACAAAUCAAAGAGGAAUUACCUCAAAACGAGAAACCGAGCUUCAACAUCUUGAUAAAAAAAGUGAUGAAGUUUGA
Messenger RNA from Schizosaccharomyces octosporus yFS286, 477 nucleotides. RefSeq lists its product as uncharacterized. The record is from RefSeq and is a predicted model, not a curated record. The transcript has 4 exons. The coding region runs from base 1 to 477 and encodes 158 amino acids. NCBI's taxonomy places the organism in Eukaryota, Fungi, Ascomycota, Schizosaccharomycetes, Schizosaccharomycetales, Schizosaccharomycetaceae.